CUCUCUCACACACCACACCACCACACACGCGCACUUUCUCUCCCCUCCCACUUUUGAGCCUUCUCUCUCGUCAGAACAGAUACGCUGAAUAUCUUCUUCCUACUUCUCUAAUCUUCCCACCCUUCUUCUAGAGAGAGAAAAUUCACUUCAUGUCUUUUCCAAAGGCAUCAACUUAAGAAGUGGGUGGUGGUUUUUUCACUUUUCAUUUGUUUCAACUUUCAACUUUCAAAUCCCUCUUUGCCUCUCCCAGUUUUCUAGGAAGUUGAUUUUCUUGGAAAUAUUAUUAUUUUAACCUUGUGUAUGUUGUAAGUUGUUUUUCAUCUUUUCUGGUUUCUUCUUCUUCUUAUCUUGUUUCUCUUUUCCUUUUUUUUUUUAAUUUUAUUUAGAUGAACUGCACCUACAGGUCAGCUUCUCACUGAAGCAUAAACAGGGAAUAUUGAUUCUUUUCAGGUUCUUGUGAGAGGAAAAGAUUGUGUUUUUGUUUUUGGACUUUUGAUUGUUGUGGAUGAGGGGGGGGGGGGGGGGGUUGAUUUUUACUAUGGAGACAUGUUUAUUUAGGAAGGUAGAUUCUGGGGUGGUUGGUUUUGUUCUGUUGUUGGAUUAAAAGAAUUGUUUUUUUUAAUGAUUUUUGAAAAAAAGAAUAUUUGUGGGGGUAACCGAUUAGAAUGAGGAGUUCAGGUAUAGUUUAAGGUUGCAACAUGAGCUUCAGAGAGGGGAAGAUAGAAGGAGAAGAUAGGGAAUGUGAAGAAUCGGUGUUGGGGAGCACUGAAUCCAAAUCAGUGAGGGAAAAUGGGUCUUUAGCAAGCACUCAGCUGACAGUUGAUGAGAAUCUAUUGGUUGACCCUAAACUACUCUUUAUUGGGUCCAAGAUUGGAGAAGGAGCUCAUGGGAAAGUUUAUGAAGGAAGGUAUGGAAAUAAAAUUGUUGCAAUCAAAGUUCUGCAUCGUGGGAGCACUUCCGAAGAAAGGGCUUCCCUUGAAAAUCGUUUUGCUCGAGAAGUUAAUAUGAUGUCUCGCGUCCACCAUGACAAUCUUGUUAAGUUUAUUGGAGCAUGUAAGGAUCCUCUUAUGGUAAUAGUUACAGAGCUAUUACCAGGGAUGUCACUGCGUAAAUAUUUAACGAGUAUCCGUCCUAAACUAUUAGACCUUGAUGUGGCUAUAAACUUUGCCCUUGAUAUUGCUCGAGCCAUGGAUUGGCUACAUGCCAAUGGGAUCAUACACAGAGAUCUGAAACCUGACAAUCUAUUGCUUACGGCGGACCAGAAGUCUGUUAAACUUGCAGAUUUUGGUCUUGCAAGAGAAGAAACUGUGACUGAAAUGAUGACUGCAGAAACAGGAACUUACCGUUGGAUGGCACCAGAGUUGUACAGUACUGUGACAUUGCGUCAGGGAGAGAAAAAGCACUACAACAACAAGGUUGAUGUAUAUAGCUUUGGAAUUGUUUUAUGGGAGCUACUAACAAACCGCAUGCCCUUUGAAGGGAUGUCCAAUUUACAGGCUGCUUAUGCUGCUGCAUUUAAGAUUGCAGCAAGAGAGGCCCGGCAUUCCAGAUGAUAUAUCCCCUGAACUUGCUUUUGUCAUACAAUCUUGCUGGGUUGAAGAUCCUAACUUGAGACCAAGCUUUAGUCAGAUCAUCCGCAUGCUCAACGCGUUUCUCUUCACACUCUCACCACCGUCUCCUCCUUUGCCAGUACCACCUGACAAUGAACCUGAGGUGGCUACAACAAGUAAUGGCACCAUUACUGAGUUUUCUGCCCGAAACAGAGGAAAGUUUGGCUUUCUUCGCCAAUUGUUUUCUUCGAAGAGGACCAAAAACUAACAUUGAGCGCUGAAUUUUUUUUAAAAUUCCCUUUUGUUGUAGAUGAAAAGAGUUGCCAUUCUAUGGUAUACAGUUUUAGGACAUUUAUGAGUUAACCAUCUCAGGUGACCAAAAGGAUGUAACAUGUUCCAUAAAAGAAAAGAAUGUUGUUUAUAGACUUUUGAAAGAUUAAGGAAAGAAAAAAAAGGAUUGUUUACAUUAUCUAGUAGAUCUUGCUGUAAAGGAACAAAUUAAUUUAGACAUUUUCCUGCUUUGAGAAAGGUAAUUACUGAGCAUUGUAAAGUAGUUGUUUCCAAAGGAUGCUCAAGGGUAACUUUAUGCUUAUUUGGGAGUGAUAUUUCUGAUUAGUUAAUUAAGCAUAUUGUUUAAGUAAA
Messenger RNA from Glycine soja, 2192 nucleotides. RefSeq names its product serine/threonine-protein kinase STY13-like. NCBI's taxonomy places the organism in Eukaryota, Viridiplantae, Streptophyta, Magnoliopsida, Fabales, Fabaceae. Gene Ontology annotation, biological process: protein phosphorylation. The coding region runs from base 699 to 1553 and encodes 284 amino acids. The transcript has 6 exons. Gene Ontology annotation, molecular function: protein kinase activity; ATP binding. The record is from RefSeq and is a predicted model, not a curated record.